AAAUAUAUAUAUAUAUAUAUAAUAUUACAUUAUUACAGUAUUUUUACAUUGAAAAAGUAUGUAACACAAAAUAUCUGUGUUUCUAGUCUUGAAUUCUUGCUACACAAAUAUACUAAGACACAUUUGCCUCCAUUUGUAUUGUGCAGACAGCUAUUGGUUCCACCACGCAGAUCAACUCUAAUUCAUGGAGGUCCUCCAAAACUAUACCGUCUACAUACAGAGAGGAAAGUGCUUGAUGAAUAUGGAAAUGUCCGAAAAUGGACUUUUGGGAUAAAAGACAGCAGUAAACAAAACAAAAUUGUACUGCUGGUGGGAGAAACCGGUGUUGGCAAGACUACUCUCAUUAACACCAUGGUCAACUACUUACUGGGAGUGAAGUUUGAGGAAGAACUAUGGUAUGAAAUCACAGAAGAAGCAGCCAGAGACCAAUCAGAAUCACAAACAUCUGAAAUCACCAUGUAUGAGGUCUGUCCUGUAAAGAGUCCCAUAUCUCUCACCAUCAUUGAUACUCCAGGUUACGGAGACACUAGAGGUCUGGAAAAAGAUCUGAAAGUUGCUGAAAAUUUAUCCACUCUGUUUCAGAGCAGCGAUGGAGUGUGUGAAGUCGACGCUGUGUGUUUUGUGACUCAAGCGUCUAAGAAUCGUCUCUCAGACAGACAGCAUUACAUCAUCAGUUCAAUUCUGUCUUUGUUUGGAAAAGAUGUUGUGAACAAUAUUGUGUUUUUAAUCACACACUCUGAUGGUCUGCCACCCAAAAACGUCAUCGGCGCCAUUGAUAAAGCUAGAAUUCCCUGCAGACGAGACCACAAUAACCAACCUGUUUAUUUCUUAUUCAAUAACCGGCAGGCUGACGCCCGUCACCCCGGAGAACGUUACGUUCGUGCUCAAAAAUGUGCCUGGGAAGACAGCAUGGAAGAGAUAAAGAAAUUCCUUCAGUCUCUGGAUGAAAAGAACAGACGAAGUUUAGAGUUGACUUCAGACGUCCUGAUAGAGCGCAUUAUAUUAGAAGCGUCCAUGUGCAACUUACAGCUGCGAGUUCAAGAGAAGGACUCGAAAAAGUCUGAAAAACUUCAGAUUCAGGAGGCAAUGAGACAAAACAUGGAAAAUAUUAAGAAGUGUAAAAACUUUACCAUAAAAUUAAGAGAGGCAGUAAAAGUAAAAGUACCCAUUGAAAGCGCUUCAUGGAAGAGCAGGAAGGCGACGACUUGCACCGUCUGUGAGGAAAACUGCCAUGAGUUUGACUGCUGGUGGGUUUCUGAUCCAAGCCAAUGUGAAGUCAUGAAAAAUGGCUUCUGCACCGUGUGUACAGGGAAGUGCCACCACAGCAAACAUGUCAAAGAAAACAAGAAAUACGUCAUCAGAAACUCAAGCAUGACAAUAGAAUUUGACGAUGUUAAAAAAGAAUAUGAAAAAGCUCAAGAACAGUCCAAGAGGUUUUCAGUUGUAAUGGAUUAUCUUGAUCAAGAUCUGCAGGAAAUUGAAGACCAACAGUCAAUUCUUCUGUCUGAAGCUUACAUGACCAUCAAACAUCUGUCUCAGAUCUCAUUAAAGCCAGACUCUGCGUUCACUCUUCAGCAUCUCGACUUUUUCAUCCCCAAACUGAGGGAGGCUGGGAAACAAGACUGGGUCCAAGAGCUGGAGGAAUUGAGGAGAACCGCUGAAGCAGAGGAAGCCAAUAAAGAUGCUCUGAGUUACCUAAAAGCCGGUCUGGCAAAACUGAAUCUUUUCUUUAGUGGGCAAUGAACAAAUGCAGACAGUAUAAAACCAUGAAAAUGAAGACGACUGCUUACAAUGAGAAAUCAAUGCAAGGGACUUUCUGUAGAUCUGAAGAUAAUAUUCAAGUUAAUUUAAUCAUUGUAUGAGCCAUUCAAUUUAAUUUGUUAAUGUCAAAGUGACACUACAGUAAGUGUUCCAAGCAAAUGA
Molecule: messenger RNA, 1923 nt
Organism: Ctenopharyngodon idella (grass carp)
Lineage: Eukaryota; Metazoa; Chordata; Actinopteri; Cypriniformes; Xenocyprididae
Exons: 1
Molecular function (GO): GTP binding; ATP hydrolysis activity
Source: RefSeq, a predicted model, not a curated record